This is a messenger RNA of Cydia amplana, 512 nucleotides long. RefSeq lists its product as uncharacterized. The transcript has 2 exons. Lineage: Eukaryota; Metazoa; Arthropoda; Insecta; Lepidoptera; Tortricidae. The record is from RefSeq and is a predicted model, not a curated record. The coding region runs from base 52 to 327 and encodes 91 amino acids.
GUAACGCUCGAGUACAUAUCACAACAUAAGGUAGUGUCAUUAAUAACGAAGAUGAAGACCUGUGUUUUGGUGUUUGUGGUUUGUUUAAACUUGUGGUGUGCAAGUUUGGCGGCGCCUGCCGCCGAAUCGAAUGUUAUAGAAGAUUCCGAGCAGUGCCCGCUAGGCGAGUACCACCCCGGCGGCCCCAGCUGCGGAUUGGAGCCCACCUGUCCGCCUCGGGGCUUCCAUACCGCCACGUGGCACGCCAGUACAGAGUGCCAAUGCUGGUGCAACCCCGGUUUAUUAAGAGACUGGGAUACUAAGCUGUGCAUACCGAAAUGCGACUAAACACGGUGUAUUCUGAUUGCCAGCCGAAGGGCAUACUCACCACGUGGUACGACAAUGCUGAGUAUAAAAUACUGAUGCAACCUCGUACUAAAAGACUGGCAUAAAAAGUGUACUAAAUUGCGAUGUGACACUGUGUGUGUAACACUUUCAGUUACUUAUUUUUUAAACCGAAAAGGAACUAUCGC